UCGGAGGAUUCAUAGCUAAGACACGAUGGGAGACACUGAAAGGGUUUUUGAAAUAAGAUGUUCUGUACAGAAUUAUGCAUGGGGAAAACAUGGAUCUUCAAGUGCUGUAGCACAACUUGCUGCAUCAGCUGAUAAAAAUUUGAAAAUUGAUGAAAAUAAACCAUAUGCAGAGUUAUGGAUGGGAACCCAUUCUAAUGGACCUUCAGAGAUAUACAAAGAUGGUCAGUGUAAAGGAAAGUUAAAAGAUUGGAUUAAACAGAAUGUAGAUUGUUUGGGUUCACAGGUCAGAGAGUACUUUAAUGGCCGCCUUCCAUUCUUAUUCAAGGUGUUGUCUGUUAAUAACUCCUUGUCUAUACAGGCACAUCCAAAUAAGGUUCAUUCAGAAAAGCUACACAAAGAGAGACCAGACAUCUACAAAGAUCCAAAUCAUAAACCGGAAAUGGCCAUUGCUUUGACCCCAUUUAAAGCCAUGUGUGGAUUUAGACCAAUUCAAGAAGUGGCAGACUUUUUAACAAAAAUAGAACCAUUUAGAACAGUAGUUGGUAGUAAGAAUGCCAUUAAGUUAAUUACAGCAAGUAAAACUAAUGACAUGCCACUACACAGAGAAGCUAUGAAGUACUGCUUUACAGGACUGAUGCAACAAGAAACAGAUGUCGUGCAGAGGGAAUUAAAGAAGUUAUUUAUGCUUGUUGAUCAAUUCAAUACAGAGGGCAAGGAUGCCAGUAUUUUGAUACCAGAAAUGUUACAGAAACUAAACACAGAAUUUCCUGGAGAUGUUGGUAAUUUUGCUAUUUACUUCCUCAACAUUAUAACUCUGAAGCCAGGAGAAGCCAUCUUUCUGGAGGCUGACUAUCCUCAUGCUUAUUUAUCAGGAGAUUGUAUGGAAUGUAUGGCAUGUUCUGAUAAUGUAGUUAGAGCAGGACUUACACCAAAGUUUAGAGAUGUUCAUACACUGUGUGAAAUGUUAGAUUAUACAGGCCGUCCAAUUUCGAGAACAAAACUAAAACCAUCAAAAAUAGAUAAUUCCCAAUCAGGAAUAGAGGAGAUCUACUUUACACCACCUAUAUAUGAUUUUGCAGUCAAUGUUAUAGAGGUAUCAAGUGGAUGUACUAAAGCAACUCUGCAACCUUUAGACAGUGCUAGUAUUGUAAUGGUACAGAGCGGUGAAGGCAUUGCCACUAAUUCUACAUUAAGCGCACCUCUAGGUGUUCGGGCAGGAUCUACUCUGUUUAUAUCUGCUAAUGAGACAGUUAAUCUAGAUAUUCAUUCACAAGGAAUGUUGAUAUUCAGAGCAUUGGCUGGUCUUUGACCAAUAUUUCAGGGAGUUUUAACAAUAGAGGGCUUUAUAUGAUUAUUUUGGGCUUAUUUUUUUUCUAAGUUUUGUUAGUUUUGAUAAAUGCAUAGGUGUCGGCUUUCCAGAUUUCAGUGAGAAUCUCACAUAUAUUUUUUUGAAGAAAAAUUCAUGAUGAGUCUCCUGAGAAAAUGACAGAUUGUUUAUGAAUAACUGUUAGGUUACUUACUAUACAGUGCCUAAGCUACCUGAUAUGUUGCUUCAGUUUGAAGAAUAGGAAUUUGUUAAUGAUUUGAAUAAUGUAUCAUGAAAAAUUAAGGUUAAAAUUUGAUAAUUAAAUUGCAAAAAGUUAGAUAAUAUAUGGAAAACAAUUCAAAAUAGAUUCAACCAAAAAUCUCAUAAAAAUGUUUUUGAAGAUAUGGAAAGUUGACACUUGAUUUGAAUAUAUCCAUUCUUUUUAGUUACAAACUGUACCUCAGUCUUAUAUGUUUACAUAAUAGGAUUGAUUGCAUUUAUAAUUGUUAUAUUGUGUGAUGUAAUGUCCAAACACCUAUAGUUAUUUUAUUCAUGCUGAAGCCAAUUUCAUUCCAUAGAAAACUACAUUUUCAUGUUUAUAAAAAUAAGAAGAUGUGGUAUGAUUGCCAAUGAGACAACUCUCCACAAGAGACCAAAUGACACAGAAAUAAUAACUAUAGGUCACCAUUUGUACGUUUUCAUUGGAAUCUUUGAAUCAUUUGAUUAUCUCAUCACUGCUUUGCCCAGGUUUUGCAAUUGCUUGUCAAAUUCACUCAUUUGAAUAAUUUUUAUGACUGAAAAUUCUGUGUCAGUGGGGGGAAUAUUUUUAAGCAGCAAACAGGUUGGUAGCAAUCACUGAAUUGGGAUAUAAAAAUCUGUUUUGGGAAUAAUAUCCCAAAUGGAACAUAAAGAUACCGUCCAAUUUCUUUAUUUUCAUUUUGGGUCAAGUAUUACAAUAUGUGUUUGUUCAGACCAGUACUAGCAAUUUUUGGUUAAUGAUUUUUCCAUAUCUGAAGAAGUGUUUAUGAAUUGAUCCCUAUGUAAAUCUUUAUUUUUUCUAAGGGAUCAAUCUAAAAAACCAAUCCGCUAUUCGGAAAAAUUGCUAAUAAAAAAGUUAUUUAAUUAUAUCUUGCCGUAUUUUCCACUGUUAUACUAUAAAACUGAAAAAUUAAUUUAAAAAACCCUUUUGGGAGUUGGAUAUAACAUCCCAUUUGGGUGCUUGACCCUACGCUUGCUAAACUGGCAAUCAUGUUGAUGCAACAAUCUUAAAUAUAUAUAUUUAAUAUCUAUUUAACUAAUUUUUUUUUUAAUUGAACAGCCACACCACAAACUGUUAGAAGUUAGAAUAUUAAUCAUGUUUUACACUUCUCGUACCUCCUUCUACUCAUUCUGGAACCUGUGAUGGUUAUUUUUUUCAUAGCUUCUGACUGGACAGCAUAGUUAUUUGGUACCAAUUAGCACUAAUGGGAAGCUAGGUGUCUUUAUGUCUUUCAAACUUGAAGGACCAUGGAAAAAAUCUGUGAUCCUCCCUUAAUUUGUCGUUUUGUGUAAUUCCUUAUGAGCUGUGAAUUCGGUCUUCCAACAGCCAGAGAACAGAUAACUGAAAAUCUUGAUUUAUAUACACACACUAUCAAUCUAAAAACAGUAAUUGACUUUUUCUCUACUAUCUACAAACAUUUUGGUAAUGUAAACAACAAAAAGAUACACACAGUUACUUUAUUUUCAUGCUUAGUAUUGAAAAAAAGAUGUGUGAAACAUGCAACAUUUUACCUGGGCAGAACACUGUCAUUUAUAUGAAUUACAUGUCCUAUUGACUAAAAUUAAAACUGUUUGUAUGGAUUGUUUGGACAUUUACAGGAUUGUAUAAUGUAUUUUCUGCUUAAUUUCAAAUUUUUGUCAGGUUGUCCAUUAUUCAUUCAAUAUCUUGUCAUUUGAGAUUUGUUUAUAUUAAAGAUUGCCACAUCCAUGUAACUAAGUAAUAUUGGCAGCUUUGGUGCAUGUUAUAUAUUUUUUUUAAAAUCUAUAUGUAAAAUAUUUGAUGAACUUGAUAUAUGAUUAUCUCAGAAUAAAUCUUGAAUUUUGAGUUUAUAUGAGAUAAGUUUGGAAAAUAUUCUUUAUCAGUAUAAUUAAUUUGAAAGACAAUGACUAAGUUUUAUUUUUUUUUGUCAUAAAAUUAAGAUGUAUUCAUAUAUGUACAUAUAUUUGAUAAGAAUAUUGCAAAAGGUUUGAAAUAUAAAUAUUUUUAAACUGUUAAAAACCUUAUUUUAUGAGCUCCACCGUUGAACAUUUUUAUGUGGUGAUCUCUGUUGUGGUUAACAUACUAUUGACUUACUUCAACAACAUGAAUACUAAAAUGUCAUCCUAAAUAAGAUUUGUCCUCACCUGUUAGCCUUUCUUGCAGAUAAUGAGCUGAUAUGUGGUGUAUUAUUGUAUAAUGAAUAGCUGCACAUUUGUCCUAGGAGUUUAAUUUUGGUUUACCAUGGAACCUUACAUUGGGAUGGAGUUUUAUAAUGUGUUGUUCCAGUCGCUUCUUUGUAAAAUAAAGUCUGAAAUUUGAUUUUCUUUUAAACAUGACAACUUGAAAAACUGAUAUUUAAAAAAGUCUAUAAGAAUUGUUAUCAGUAAAUCAGCUAACCUCUGUCUCUAAGCUCAGUAGAUUUGGUCAUACUUUUCAUUGAAAAUAUAAUAUCUUCUGAUCCUAAACUUUUCCUAUAAGAAAGAUAAAAUCACAUGGAAUGCUUAAACUUUAACAGUAUGUAAAAUAAUCUAUAGUUUUAUUCAAACUAUGCAUUAAGUGUUGUAAAUCCCAAGUCAAAUUAUCUGGGGAAUAUUAUAUGGUCAUUAAUCAAAUAGGAUUACAUUGAUUGCAAUUUCUUUACUUCAGAUUGAAAUAAAAGUAAAAUUCUACCUACAAAUCUUGGAUAUUUUUGAUGAUCAGAAAAUUCUGAAAUUAAAUUCUGAUUUCGUUUGAAACUUGUAAAAGUAAACUUUGUGUGACCCUUUGUUAAACUCUAGAUGUUUUUGUUAUUUGUGUUAUUGAGUUACUGUCUUUUGUGGACCAUCUUUGUCUUUUUGUUGCUAAUUUGAGGAAGACUGGAACUAGUGUUCCAAUUCUUUCCUAAGGCAUAAUCAUCAUUGAAUAGAAUGUGAACCAGGUUAGCCACCAAAUUUAUACACGCUGAAAAGUAGCUCUCAUGUCUAUAUAAAUAUGCACAAAUGAAUAGAAAAACAAUUUAUUAAGCAGUUUACUCAGGUAUGAAUGUCAUCAGUUUUAUCAAUUUGCUGACUAGUUUGAACUUUUUUUUUAUUAAGUAAUAGUACUGAUACAUUACCAAUAAGAUUGACAACUAUCUUGGUCAAAGGAACAAUAAUCCACUACGGUCUAUUAUCUUGAAAAUCUGUAUAUAUAUUGAGAAAAUCUGACGAGGCAAAAAUCUUGAAAACUAUAAUAGCAGUUACAAAAUCAGUGCCAUAAUUGUAAGCUAUUAAUCCAUAAUUUAGGUUACAAUUACAGAUGAAUUGCUCGAAACAAUAAGGAAAACUUUAAACAAAAGAAACUGGAAACUUUUUUUUUAAAGGAAACUUUAUUCUGUAAUUUCUUCUGUUUCAAAACAUGUAUUGCUCAGACUUAAAACUAUGAAUUUAUGGAUACAAAUAUUAAAAUUGCAAUUUUAAAGAAAUAGUUAUUAGAAUUUAGUGAUGCACUGACUUUGAUACAGGUUUAGCACAUUUAACUACUGAAAAAAAUAAUUAUCUUUCAGAAGAUCUAUAAUAGUGCUAUACUAAAGCAAAUUUUGUCAACUACCAAUUUUUGACUAAAAUAUGAAUGAAAUUAUGCAACACGUUAUCAAAUAUUUCCACCAGUGAUGUCGAUCACUUUUGAUUGUUUAAACCAUGGUAAUGUCUGUUUUUGUCUUCAUAUAGUUAUGUUCUACUGUGUAAGGGAUUUUCAGAUUUGCUGGGCAGACAUUUUUUGUUUGAUAAUAUUUAGAACUUUUAUGAUACCAACUGAGCAUGGAAUUUUUUGUAGCAUAUUACUCAGCUUUUGUAUUAAGGAAUGAUUUAAUAUUUUAUCUUUAACUUUAUGAUAAUGAUUUGUACCAUGUACCCUAUUUUAAUAUCAGCUGGGAAGCCCAUGUCUGUUUGAGAAUUCUUUUGAUUUUUAUUAUACCUACUAAAGAAUUGAAUGUUUCCUCAAAUGGAUGCAUACUUUGUAUGACAUCACCUGUAACUUCUUGUUUCCUUCACCUUCAAAUAGUCAUGUAUUGCAUUUUAUCGAAUGUUGUACAUCUUAUUUUUUUGAAAAGAACACCCAUAACUGGUUUUGUUCCAGAUCAAGGUCGAAUUUAACAGAUACUGGUAAAUAAAUUGAUAUUUGUUUUGAAAUAUUUCACAUCUUGAUUUGCAAAAUAGAAUCAAUUAAAUGUUAAAAUGU
Molecule: messenger RNA, 5741 nt
Organism: Mytilus californianus (California mussel)
Lineage: Eukaryota; Metazoa; Mollusca; Bivalvia; Mytilida; Mytilidae
Product: mannose-6-phosphate isomerase-like
Exons: 8
Coding region: 26-1309 (427 amino acids)
Biological process (GO): carbohydrate metabolic process; GDP-mannose biosynthetic process
Cellular component (GO): cytosol
Molecular function (GO): zinc ion binding; mannose-6-phosphate isomerase activity
Source: RefSeq, a predicted model, not a curated record